AUGGCUGAGCUCACACUGUUUCUGCUGGAUAGGAUGUCAGGCUGUUUCCACACUGCAGCUCACAAACACACACACACACACACACACCUGAGAGAGCUGGACCUGAGAUACAAUCACCCAGAAGACUCAGGAGUGAGAGCACCGUCUGUUACUAAACUGGACACACUCAAACUUCUUGUGGACAAUGGAGGAGAGAACAGGACCAAACCAGGACCCAGGAAAUACGGCUGUCAGCUCACACUGGAUCCAAACACGGCGAACAGAGGACUGUCCCUGUCUGAGGGGAACAGGAAGGUGACCCACACACUGGGGAGAGAGGAGCAGCCAUAUCCUGAUCAUCCAGAGAGAUUCAAGAACUGGCACCAGGUUAUGUGCAGAGAGUGUGUGUGUGAGCGCUGUUACUGGGAGGCUGAGUACAGUGUGUCUGAGGAAGGAGGGGUUUAUAUAGCAGUGGCAUACAAAGGAAUCAGCAGGAAAGGAAAGGACUCUGACAGUUUGUUUGGAGGGAAUAAAAACUCUUGGAGCCUGAGGCAUGUUAAACAGACUUACUCCGUGAGUCACAAUGAGAACGGCACACACCUACCUGGCACCCCCUCCCCCAACCGCAGAGAGGGAGUGUGUGGUGAUGAUGAUGGUGAUGGAGUGUGUGUGUACAGGGUAGGAGUGUGUGUGGACCGUCCAGCCGGCACUCUGUCCUUCUACAGCAUCUCUGACACGCUGACCCUACUGCACAGAUUCCACACACACUUCACUGAACACACACCCCUCUGCGCUGGAUUUGGAGUGUAUAACUCCUCAGUGUCCCUGCGCCAACUGGAGUAGAGUUUAUGUCUCUCUGAUACACAUACACACACAUAUGCAGUACGGGAACAAAUUUUGGAAACAUUGUGAUUUAAAAAAUGUAGUACUCUUGCUAAACAUUUAUCUAUGCCCUUUCUUUCGUUGGAGUGUUAGUAAUUAGCUAAAUAAUGGGCAUCAGUAAUUAGAAAUGCACAAGUAUUAAAGCCAAAAAAUAAUUUGCUUUGCAUAAAUAUUAUCAUUUUAUGUAGAAAAUACUGGACAAAGAAAUACAUGAUCAAUCGGAUGAUAAAAUUUCCAACAGUAAAAUACAAUAGACUGCUAAAAUAUGUAGGUAUGACACAGAUUUAACACAAAUACUAAUUAUUUCUAAAUGUUAAUUUUAUGUUGAUAUCACAUUUAUUACAUAUUGCAUUAAUUACAUAUCUAUUAAACUUAUUAUCUAUUAUUUCAAAAAGUCAGAUUGUUGCAAAAUAUUGCAUUAAUCAUCUCUGUUUAUAAAUGGGGGUUUCCAUAAAUUGUGCUAGUACUGUACAUUCUCACCCACACAUGCACACACACACACACACACAAACACACACACUUCUACAGUCUCACACUCACAUGCAUGCACACUCUCUCGCGCUCUCUCUUGCUCUCACACACACAUGCAAUCACACACAGGCACUCACUAAUUCGGAUUACAAUAUUUAAUGGUGAAAUAUUAAUGUUAAAUCUUGUAAAAUCCAGGGAAUCAUUAAUUUUACAGUAAAAUACUAAGUACAAUAUUUGGCUGGGAAAAAUUAUUGUUAAAUCUUGUAAAAGUCAGGGAAUUUUUAAGUGUACAUAAGAAAAUGGACUUUUAGGAGGUUCAGUUUAAGUUUGUUUCAGUUUGUCUAUGUUUUUACUUUUUUUUUAUUUUUUUUUUACAUGAUCUAUGUUUUUAUAUUUUAACACAAAAUUAUAUUUUAAAUGUAGAUAAUAUAUUUACUAGUAAUUCCCAAAUUAUUCCCAGACCAUUGUAAAUAUUGUAAAUGUUCAAUGUACUUUUGAUGGUUAAAAUAUGAAUAUAACAUAUGAAGAGUGUUAUACUGGCAAUAGAGUGCAUGGUAGAUGAUUUAGAAAUCUUACUUCUGUCUAUUGCAUCUUUGUAUAAACAAUUAGUUUCAAUGUGCAAUAUUCUGUGGGUGAAUGCAACUGAUAGGGAGAAUGCGGAAUUAUUCUUGCAGUGAACUAAUUUCCUUUCAUGACUGUAAAUAACAAUGGAUUGACAUUCUUAAUGUUUAUUUUGCUUGAAACCUUUUCAGUAGAUUUCAGUAGAGUUUAUGAUCAAUGUUCAUCAAUGAUUAAACCUGAAUAAAAAUAUUGAAUGUUUUUCAUGACCGGAGUCUUCAUGCCUACUUGAAACAGGUCUCGCUAGAGGAAGAGGUUUUCUCUCAAUGAG
Molecule: messenger RNA, 2221 nt
Organism: Anguilla rostrata (American eel)
Lineage: Eukaryota; Metazoa; Chordata; Actinopteri; Anguilliformes; Anguillidae
Product: tripartite motif-containing protein 16-like
Exons: 5
Coding region: 1-822 (273 amino acids)
Molecular function (GO): protein binding
Source: RefSeq, a predicted model, not a curated record